Molecule: messenger RNA, 519 nt
Organism: Fomitopsis serialis
Lineage: Eukaryota; Fungi; Basidiomycota; Agaricomycetes; Polyporales; Fomitopsidaceae
Exons: 6
Coding region: 1-519 (172 amino acids)
Source: RefSeq, a predicted model, not a curated record
AUGUUCUGGUUGGGGAUCUUCCGUAUCUCAGUGCUUGCGUGGACCGCGCUCUGCGGCAUCAUCGUGCUCGCCUUGGGUGGAAACAGUAUUUCUGUGACUCAGCAGUACUUCAACAGCUACUCCAGCUAUGCAGCCCUUGGAGUGGCGACGGGCGUGCUUGCCUUUGUAACGCUCCCCAUUAUGAUUGCCCUCGAUUUCUUCCUGAACACAUUCACGUCCUGGAUUGUAGUCGAGCUCUCGUGGCUAAGCAUCCUUUGGGUCUUGUUCCUCGCGACCGCCGCCCGCGGGCAACGACUUGACCGCGGGAUUGGCGGCGUUCGCAUUCCUCGCCUGGAUUCCCCUUAUGGCUUACACGAUACGCUGUUGGUCGUUGCAAUUCUGAACAGUGGCGAGAGCACGAACAUCUGGAAGUCCUCCGUCAAAGAUGCGUUUGAGGAUACGAAGUCUGGAAACCAGUAUCCGAUGGCAACGAACGCACACGCGGAGCCAGUUGUGCAGCCGCAGCCACAGACUGUGUAA